Molecule: messenger RNA, 8174 nt
Organism: Diabrotica virgifera virgifera (western corn rootworm)
Lineage: Eukaryota; Metazoa; Arthropoda; Insecta; Coleoptera; Chrysomelidae
Gene: zip
Product: myosin heavy chain, non-muscle
Exons: 16
Coding region: 252-6188 (1978 amino acids)
Cellular component (GO): myosin complex
Molecular function (GO): ATP binding; cytoskeletal motor activity; actin filament binding
Source: RefSeq, a predicted model, not a curated record
CUUCAACUAGGACUCACAGCGAAACUGUCAUUCGCAGACGGUGAGAGAUCGGUGUCCAACUUAAGUAAAGAAACAAAACCGGUCCUUAUAGUAAAAGAAAAACCGUAUUUCGUUGUAAAUUGCAUUAUUUUUCCAUACGAGCGCGAACCCGAGAAUUUUCUUACAUCGUAGACCGACAGUAGAUGUGAUUUCCUUUGUGAUCGACACUUGUUUUUUCUGUGUGAGUGCGGUUUUUUGUUGUUUCCCUAGUCAUGGCUGACGCGGAAACGAAAGAUCGUUUUGAUCCAGAACUGAAAUUUCUUUGCGUGGACAGGAAUCAUUACAAUGACCCGGCCACCCAGGCGGAAUGGACGCAGAAAAGGUUAGUUUGGGUGCCCCACGAAUCGCAGGGCUUCGUCGCGGCCAGCAUCAAAGGAGAACGGGGCGAUGAAGUCGAAGUGGAGCUCCAGGAGACCGGCAAGAGGACCAACGUGCCCAAGGACGACAUCCAAAAGAUGAAUCCGCCGAAAUUCGACAAGGUCGAGGACAUGGCCGAACUCACCUGUCUGAACGAAGCUUGCGUUCUGCACAACCUCAAAGACCGAUACUAUUCUGGUCUCAUUUACACCUACUCCGGCUUGUUCUGUGUGGUCGUGAAUCCGUACAGAAAGCUUCCCAUAUACACAGAUAAAAUCAUGGAGAGGUAUAAAGGAAUCAAGAGACAUGAAGUUCCUCCUCACGUGUUCGCCAUUACAGACACUGCCUAUCGAUCUAUGCUACAAGAACGAGAAGACCAGUCUAUUCUCUGUACGGGAGAAUCAGGUGCAGGUAAAACAGAGAACACAAAGAAGGUAAUCCAAUAUUUGGCCUACGUAGCGGCCUCUAAAUCACCCAAAGGAGCAGGAGCGCAGAAAGAUCUUAUCAGUCCUACAAGGGAAUUCUCGGGUGGCCUAGAGCAGCAAUUGCUUCAAGCGAAUCCAAUUUUAGAAGCCUUCGGUAACGCCAAAACUAUCAAGAAUGACAACUCUUCGCGUUUCGGAAAAUUCAUCAGGAUCAAUUUCGAUGCCUCUGGUUUCAUUGCUGGAGCCAACAUAGAAACCUACCUAUUAGAAAAAUCCCGUGCCAUUAGACAAGCGAAACAGGAGAGAACCUUCCAUAUUUUCUACCAACUUCUUUCAGGAGCUUCCGAUGCCCAGAGAAAGGAAUUUAUUUUGGAAGACCCACGAUCGUACGGCUUUCUCCGAGAAGACAAUCAUAUCGUUCCAGGAGUGGAUGAUUCACUCGAAUUCAAUGAAACUGUCAAGAGUAUGAAUAUCAUGGGAAUGACUAGCGAAGACUUCAGUGCCAUUUUCAGAGUCGUAUCAGCGGUGAUGUUAUUUAGCAAAAUGGAGUUCAAACAAGACCGCAGUUCUGAUCAAGCCACUCUUCCAGAUAACACUGUUGCUCAGAAGAUCGCCCAUUUGCUAGGAUUGUCUGUUACGGACAUGACCAGGGCAUUCUUGAAACCGAGAAUCAAAGUUGGCAGAGAUUUCGUCACCAAGAGCCAAACCAAAGAGCAAGUUGAGUUUGCUGUAGAAGCUGUUUCCAAGGCGUGUUACGAACGUAUGUUCAAGUGGUUGGUUACCCGCAUCAACAGAUCUCUAGGAAGAACAAAGAGGCAAGGAGCUAGCUUCAUCGGUAUUCUCGAUAUUGCAGGUUUUGAAAUUUUCGAACUCAAUUCUUUCGAACAAUUAUGCAUCAACUACACCAACGAGAAGCUCCAGCAACUUUUCAAUCACACUAUGUUCAUUUUAGAACAGGAAGAAUAUCAAAGAGAAGGCAUUGAAUGGAAAUUUAUUGAUUUUGGCUUAGAUUUACAACCUACCAUUGACUUGAUUGACAAACCAAUGGGUAUCAUGGCUCUGUUAGAUGAAGAAUGUUUAUUCCCUAAAGCUACCGACAAAACAUUUGUUGACAAGCUAGUUGCAUCUCAUUCUGCGCAUCCUAAAUUCAAAAAGAGUGACUUCCGUGGCGUUGCUGACUUUUCCAUAAUUCAUUACGCAGGAAAAGUAGAUUAUUGUGCCAAUCAAUGGCUGAUGAAGAACAUGGAUCCACAAAACGAAAAUGUGGUAUCUUUGUUACAAACGUCUCAAGAUCCAUUCGUUGUACACAUCUGGAAAGAUGCUGAGACCAUAGGAAGAGCUAAAGGAAUGUUUAGAACUGUUUCUUACUUAUACAAAGAACAACUGGCCAACUUGAUGGUUACCUUACGCAAUACUAACCCCAACUUUGUUCGGUGUAUUAUUCCAAACCACGAUAAGAAGGCUGGAAAAAUCGAUGCUCCAUUAGUUCUGGACCAAUUGAGAUGUAACGGUGUUUUGGAAGGAAUUCGUAUUUGCAGGCAAGGUUUUCCAAACAGAAUACCAUUCCAAGAAUUCAGGCAACGGUAUGAACUACUUACUCCAAAUGUUAUUAACAAAGGCUUCAUGGACGGUAAGAAGGCUUGCGAGGCUAUGAUUAAGUCACUCGAAUUAGACAAAAACCUAUAUAGAGUAGGACAGUCGAAAAUAUUCUUCAGAGCUGGAGUCCUAGCUCAUCUCGAAGAAGAAAGAGAUUACAAAAUCACCGAUCUUAUCGUUAACUUCCAAGCUUUCUGUAGAGGUUUCUUGUCUAGAAGAAACUACCAAAAGAGGGUACAACAACUUAAUGCUAUUCGCAUCAUUCAAAGAAACUGUUCUGCUUACUUAAAACUUAGAAACUGGCAGUGGUGGAGACUAUACACGAAAGUUAAACCUCUUCUUGAGGUCACUAAACAGGAAGAAAAACUCAUGCAAAAAGAAGACGAACUUAAACAGGUCAAAGAUAAAUUAGAACAUCAUGCUAAAACAGCACAGGAAUUCGAGAAGAAGUAUCAGCAAGCCCAAGAAGAAAAGGUCAUUCUUCAAGAACAGCUCCAAGCUGAAGUUGAGCUGUGUGCCGAAGCCGAAGAAAUGAGGGCAAGAUUAACAGCCCGCAAACAAGAAUUAGAAGAAAUUUUACACGAUCUUGAAGCUCGAAUUGAAGAAGAAGAAGAGCGAGCUACUAGUUUGAAUAAUGAUAAAAAGAAAUUACAGCUGACUAUUCAAGACUUGGAAGAACAGCUAGAAGAAGAAGAAGCUGCCAGACAGAAGAUACAGUUGGAAAAAGUUCAAUGUGAUAACAAAUUAAAGAAAUUAGAAGAGGAUUUGGCUCUGAGCGACGAUACAAAUCAAAAAUUAAUAAAGGAAAAGAAAGUAUUAGAAGAAAGGAGCAAUGAUUUAAGCCAGGCAUUGGCCGAGGAAGAAGAGAAAGCUAAACAUCUGUCCAAACUUAAAGCUAAACACGAGUCUACAAUUGCUGAACUAGAAGAAAGGUUAUUAAAAGAUCACCAACAAAGACAAGAAACUGAUAGAUCAAAAAGAAAAGUAGAAACAGAAGUGAAUGAUUUGAAGGAGCAAGUCAACGAAAAACGUCUACAAAUUGAAGAACUCCAACUACAAUUGGGCAAAAGAGAGGAAGAAUUGGCUCAAGCGAUGGUUAAAGUUGACGAAGAAAGUGCUCAAAAAGCUGUAUCACAAAAAGCUUUACGAGAACUAGAAAGUCAACUUACCGAGCUACAGGAAGACUUAGAGGCUGAAAAAGCAGCCAGAAGCAAAGCUGAAAAAUUGAAACGUGAUUUGAAUGAAGAAUUAGAAGCACUGAAAAACGAACUUUUGGAUUCUUUAGAUACAACGGCUGCUCAACAAGAGCUCAGAUCGAAGAGAGAACAAGAAUUGGCAGGACUGAAGAAGACUUUGGAAGAAGAGGCUCAACAGCACGAAGUAUCUGUAACUGAUAUGCGUCACAAGCAUUCACAAGAGCUGGGUAGCUUAAAUGAACAGUUAGAGAACCUGAAGAAACUAAAAGCCAACUUGGAGAAGACCAAACAGAGCCUUGAAGCCGAAAAUGCAGAUCUUACAAGCGAGCUGAGAAAUGUUGGAGCGAGCAGACAAGAAGGUGAAAGACGUCGUAAACAAGCUGAGGGUCAAUUAGCGGAACUUUCCGCAAAACUAACAGAAGUAGAAAGAUCUAAGGUCGAAUUACAAGAGAAGACAAUCAAAUUACAGCAAGAAUUAGAAAACGUCGCCCAACAACUUGAAGGAGCUGAGUUAAAGGCAUCUGCUGCUGUUAAGAGUCAAACAACGAUAGAAUCACAAUUCAGUGAAGCACAGGCUGCUCUUGAGGAAGAAACCAAGCAAAAACUGGCUCUAAGUUCUAAACUGCGACAACUAGAGUCAGAAAAAGAAGCUCUUCAAGAACAGAUGGAGGAAGAAGAGGAGGCUAAGAGAAACAUAGAAAAACAGGUUGCUGUAUUGAGUGUUCAACUGGCCGAAGCCAAGAAAAAGGCAGAAGACGAAGCCGAACAGGCCGCCAUACUCGAAGAAAGCAAGAAGAAAUUGGCCAAAGACCUUGAAGCUCUCCAGAGUAAAGUCGAAGAGUUGACAACAAUAAACGAUAAACUGGAAAGAAGUAAAAAGAAGAUUGCUGCUGAAUUAGAAGACGCCAAUAUCGAUCUAGAAACUCAAAGACAGAAAGUAUCUGAAUUAGAAAAGAAACAGAAAAAUUUCGAUAAAGUGUUGGCAGAAGAGAAAGCUGUUAGUGAACAAUUGGCUACAGAAAAGGACAUUGUUGAAAGAGAAGCACGAGACAAGGAAACCUUAGUACUCUCCUUGAAACGGGAACUGGACGACUCUAACGUUAAAAUCGAAGAGCUAGAAAGAAUUCGCAGACAGCUACAAGGCGAACUCGAUGAACUUGUCAACAACCAAGGAACGGCUGACAAAAAUGUACAUGAAUUGGAAAAGGCCAAGAGAUCGCUCGAAAGUCAAUUGGCCGAACUUAAAGCUCAGAAUGAAGAGCUUGAAGAUGAACUACAGUUGACUGAAGACGCCAAACUUCGAUUAGAGGUCAACAUGCAGGCACUUAGAGCACAGUUCGAACGAGACAUACAAGCUAAAGAAGAGCAGGCUGAAGAAAAACGCCGGGGCAUUGUCAAACAGCUCAGAGACCUUGAAGCCGAACUAGACGAAGAGAGAAAACAAAGAACAGCAGCUGUUAGUUCAAGAAAGAAGCUCGAGGGCGAUAUUAAAGAGUUAGAGGGACAGAUCGAACUUCACUGUAAGGUAAAGGAAGAUGCUCUCAAGCAAUUGAAGAAGUCACAACAACAGUGCAAAGAAGCUAUCAGGGAUGCCGAAGAAUGCAGAGCUGCCAGAGAUGAGUAUGCAGCGGCAAGUAAAGAGGCUGAAAGGAAAGUCAAGACUUUGGAAGCGGAAGUACUUCAAUUAACGGACGAUCUCACGAAUUCCGAUAAACUCAGAAGGGCAGCCGAGGCCGAGAGGGACGAAUUACUGGAAGAAAUUAGCAAUAGCAAUAAUAAGGGUACACUACUUAUCGAUGAAAAACGCAGAUUAGAAGCAAGAAUAGCAACGUUAGAGGAAGAACUCGAAGAGGAACAAAGUACUAACGAAAUUCUACAAGAUAGAACUAGGAAAGCUCAAUUGAAUAUUGAACAGUUAACUGCUGAACUUACUAGUGAAAGAUCAACGGCGCAAAAACAGGAAUCCCAAAGAGUUUUACUCGAGAGGCAGAACAAGGAGCUCAAGGCUAAACUGGCCGAACUCGAAACGGCUCAACGAACCAAGACUAAGGCAACCAUUGCUGCGUUGGAGAGUAAAAUUGCCAAUCUUGAAGAACAACUUGAGGUUGAAGCGAAAGAGCGCCUGGCCCAACAAAAAACCAAUAGAAAACUGGACAAGAAAACAAAGGAAUUGGUUAUGCAGCUGGAAGACGAACGACGACAUGCAGACCAAUACAAAGAGCAGGUAGAAAAGGGCAACGCCCGAGUCAAGGCAUUAAAGCGGCAGUUAGACGAAGCCGAAGAAGAAGUUACGAGAGAAAAAGCACAGAAACGAAAGGCGCAAAGGGAAUGCGAAGAUAUGCUUGAGUCACACGAGUCUAUGACCAGGGAAAUUAAUAACCUUAAGAGCAAACUGAGAAAAUCGAGGUGCGAGGGUUUUUCACACCCCUGCUACGAAUGGCGAGGCACUAUGGGCAUUUCAUCGUCACGACUGAGCUCCACGAAACGGGGCUCCAUCCAGACCAGUGGAAACGGUUCCGGUGACGAUUCCACCACGCAGGACGAGGCCAUGGAUGGGGAUGAUGCCCCCAACUAAAUUAUUUAUAUUAAAAUAUUGCCCAUUUAAUUUUUAUCCAUUAAUAACAACAGAUAAUUAGAUAGGAGUGGAAAUAAACAUUUCGAUGAGUAUUAAGGUUAGAGUGACAAAAUGCUGAGGUACACGUCAUAUGUCAUACUUCGUGUACAUAUACUUCUUACCAAACUAGUAUUGUUCUUUAUUAAGACCAAUAAUAUAGAAUUAUUACACUCUAUGCAAUUUUCAGAUUGUAUUGUAUAAGACCAAAGCAGUUUUCUGAUUUAAAUGCUUGCAAUAAUUGCUUUUCUUUCGUAAAAUGACCCAUACAUUUAUGUAUACUGUAAAUUCUUUAUUUCUGGAUGCUUUUGUGACACUAAUAAUGUAACAUAUUACUGCCGUGUGAAUUUUCAAUCCAUAUGGAGCAUAAUUGCAGAGAAACCAUUCACUUAUAUGUGCAUUCUUACCUUAACACUACUCUCAACACAUAUUUGGCCAAAAAAUUUUCAUUUCUAUCUAAAAUCGACGUAUUAUAAAAUAUCAUUCACCUAGCGAAAAAGUUUGCUUCUUUGUAAAUACAUUUAUGUUUUUCUAGUACUUAGCAAGAUAUUUAUAAACUUUCAGUUGGAUCAAGACGUAUUUUCAGUUGAUAGUAUCUUAAAGCUGGUAAAAAAAUUAUUAUCUGGCUAAAAACUUGUUCUAAAACGUAAUUUUUUCGUACUUAAAAAGAAUUUACUUCAAAGGUUUGAUGUACAUAUGUAGUACAUAUAUCAAAAAUAGGUAUACUGAUAGUGGGUGUGUUAUAUAUCCUUGAGGAUACUUCUAUUUAUAGUUCUGAUGAUUAAUAGCUUGUUUGAUUGGUGAAAAAUGAAAUUUAAUGCUAAUUUACAAGUUUCUACUAUAAUACUAAAACAUCGUAACUAUUGCAGAAUAUAAUUAUACUACAAUCACAAUAAAGAUACACUAGAAAUAACCAAACCACGUUGAAUGUUCGAGGAGCACUCCCAAAUCAUAAUUUAUAAUGUAUAUACAUACAUUGUAAAUCCCAAAUCAUGAUUUAUAAUGUAUAUACAUUGUAAAUCAUGAUUCGGGAGUGCUCCUCGUAACAUUCAACGUGUUUUGGUUUGUUUAUUUCUAGUGUAUCUUUAUUGUGAUUUUAGUAUAACUAUUGGUUUAUUCGGUAUUACCAUGAUUCGAUUAUAUUUCUUUCGGAUUGUUGGCAUUUAGGAAACGUAAGAAUAUUCUGAUUACUUUUUUCAUGUUUCGUCAUCCUAAUUAUUUAUUCCCCUUUAUUCGCCAAUUAUUUUAUGUAAUUAUAUAUUCUAGUUACUGUAAUCAGUUACAGUUUUUAUUUACUGAAGUCUUGAUAAACCUUCGAUAAAACGUGGAUUAUAAUUGCUUCCCAGCAUCAAGCCAGUCGUGAAAUAAAGCCAUCUUGAUCCAACUUUACUUACAGAAAAUUGGCCAGAAGCAUUUAUUUACUAUAAGGGGCCUACCAUUUAAUGGAUUUAUUGGUAAAGCUGGUUCUUUCAAUCUAAAACGAAUGGGCUAGCGUACAUUAUUUUUUUACAUAUUGAAUUUUUAUGUUUUAAGAUUUUUAUUUAUAUAAACUUCAUCUUGAUACUUAUUUUGAUUUAAUUAUCUACGUACUUUUUAGUCUGAUGACGAGUAUUUUUCUUAAUUGGGUAAAGUUAUCUUUAUCGCGUACCAAUACCAAUUAUUCUUUUAAUAUAUUUCAUCUUUACAUACUUCGAAAGUAUAGUCAAUGCUAAUGUAAUAAUAUAUAAUGAAAAAUAGUAUAGACAUUAACAUUUUGAUACACAAGUAUAUUUGUAGAGUAUAUAUUUUGUAAAGACAUCUAUAUUUUAGUCGAAACAUGAUUUUGAUAUGCAUGUUUUUGUAUAAACAACUUCUUGCAUUUUGUAAAUAUCUUUAAGCGUAAUUAUGGGGGUUCAGGGCUCAUUUUCAUUAUUCUUUGAUGAGUUGAAUAAAACUAUAUCUACAUCAUCA